CAAAACCUGUCAUCGUAUAUCUCCGUGCAGACGCUUCAGCUGCUGAAGUCAAUGCAGUCGAGCUGCACAGUGAGGCGUUCAUGAAGUCAAUCUCAUCCUUAAGACACUGCGAUGGAAACUUAUGCGAACUGCUGAGCAAAUCAUCCGACGACACUGAGUCAUGAUACAUCAGAGGAAGUAACUUUAUAACUUUGAAAACAGCAGUCGGACGGCAUAAAGCGCAACUAUCCGUCCUCUCACAUAUAUCGCGCUAUAUCGUAUGGAUAUAUGUUUAGUAGAACCUGUUUUGGUACGCAUGAAUACAGAGAAGUGAGACACGUCAGCAAACUGAAGAUUCCUGAAGUUUGGAUGCGCUUUAUUAAGCCCCUGCGCAAUUAUGGGCUGUAACAAGGUGUGCGUGGCGCUGCUCGCGGCUGUUGUCGUCAUCACGCUCAUCAUUAUUCUCACGGCGAUUUACGCCAACAAAGUUGAUUCUGUUUCAAAGAGAACAUUUUCUUUUGACGAUUUUUACAAUGAUACUAUCAGGUAUAAAACCUACAAUCUCUACUGGAUAUCAGACAAUGAAUACCUCCACAAAACCAGUGAGGGUUUUGUUUACCUUUACAAUGUUGAAACUAUGAAUAACUCAAUAUUCCUGAGCAACACAACAUUUGCUAAAGUUGAUGCAUCAAAUUACAUUUUGUUGGCAGACAGAAAAUAUGUCAUCUUUGAAAGCAACUACUCAAAGCACUGGAGACAUUCAUUCAAUGCCUCCUAUCAUAUUUACGACAUGGAGUCUCAGGAUUUUAUCUCCAAGGGGCAAAUUCCACCUUCUACACAACUCUUAGUUUGUGCACCAAAGGGACAGAAAAUGGCUUAUGUCUGGGAUUUUAAUAUUUACCUCAAAAUGAAUGCCACCGCUGAGCCACUACAAGUUACCCACAAUGGAAAAGAAAAUCUGAUUCUCAAUGGAAUACCAGACUGGGUUUACGAAGAGGAAAUUUUCGCCUCCAAUGAAGCCGUAUGGUGGUCUCCAGAAGGAAAAUAUCUGGCAUAUCUACAAAUUAACGACACUGGCGUUCAGAAAAUUGAAUACACGAUGUAUGGAGAUGACCAGUACCCCAAGACAGUAUCUAUUCCCUACCCAAAAGCAGGCAGUGUCAUUCCCAGAGCAAAGCUGUUUGUGAUCGAUACAGAAAAUCUAUCCAAGCUUUCGGAAGUUGUGGUGCCGAAUACCAUCGGAGAGGGAGAUCACUACCUCAGCUCGGUCACAUGGGUCACAGAAACACGACUGGCAGUUCAAUGGCAGCCUCGCAGACAGGACCAAGUCCUCCUGCAGAUCUACGACUAUGACGGCACCAGCUGGACAGAAAACUCGAAAUUUUAUCAAAAGAGCAAAACUGGCUGGGUUGGUCGGUACUUCCCUUUACCUCCUUACUUUACUGAGGACAACAUGAGUUUUUACAAGGUUAUGAGUAAUGACGCUGGUUACAAACAUCUCCACUAUGUGACUGGAGGAAAAGCAACAGCCAUAACCUCAGGCAAAUGGGAAGUGAUAUACAUCUCUAAAGUAACCAAAGAUGCAAUAUAUUAUGUGAGUAAUGAACACAUGGGAAGACCUGGACAAAGAAACCUUUACAAGAUUUCGAUCACAAAAGAUGGUCACUCUACACCCGAGUGCGUCACCUGCUCCCUGUACCAGGACAGAUGUCAGUAUAACUCGGCUUACUUCAGCACUGACGCCUCCUACUUCCGCAUGGACUGUUACGGACCAGGACUUCCAUUGUUUACACUGAUGGACAACCGAGGUCCUGCUAAAGCAAUUCAGAUUUUGGAGGACAAUGAGAAACUGAAAAGCAUUCUGACCACUGAACUUCUCAUGCCCACUAUCAAGCACUCCACCAUGAAGAUCGCAGGAUUCGAUCUCUGGUACAAGAUGAUGUUCCCACCAAAUUUUGACUCCUCCAAAAAAUAUCCACUUUUUAUUCAAGUGUACGGGGGUCCAGCGAGCCAGAACACAGACUAUGUUUUCAGACUGGAGUGGGCCACGUACUUGUGCAGUACAGAGCAGAUCAUCAUCGCCAGCUUUGAUGGCAGGGGAAGCGGUUUCCAGGGAGAUGAGAUAAUGCACGCCAUCUAUGAGCGACUGGGAACGUAUGAGGUGGAAGAUCAGAUCUCGGCCGUGAGAAAAUUCAUUGAAAUGGGUUUUAUUGACAAAGACAGAAUUGCUAUAUGGGGUUGGUCAUAUGGUGGAUAUGUGACCUCAAUGGUUCUGGGAUCAGGAAGUGGCCUGUUUAAAUGUGGAAUUGCUGUGGCUCCUGUUGCUAAGUGGGAGUAUUAUGAUGCUGUUUAUACAGAGAGGUACAUGCAUCGCCCUGACGAAAACUCUGAUGGCUAUAAAAACUCCACAGUGACCGGCAGGGCAACAAAUUUCGAGACUGUACAAUACUUGCUGGUUCAUGGAACGGCAGACGAUAACGUUCACUUCCAGCAGGCCGCUCAGAUUUCUAAAGCAUUGGUGGAAAGUCAAAUUGAUUUCGAAUCAAUGUGGUACACUGAUAAGGAUCACAGUCUGUCGGGUAAAGCGCGUUACCACCUCUACAAACACUUAAACCAUUUUCUGCUAAACUGCUUCAAAGAGAAAAAAUAAAUGGACAUAUUGAUGCUGAGAAGACAAAAAUAUCCCUCUUACAUCAACAGAGACUGUUAAAGAUUAAUCCAUGUUAGUCUGUACAUAAAAUGUCAAUGGAAAAUUGAAAAAUGUAUCAUAUCUUCAUGAUAUUGACGCAGUUUUUUAUUUUUUUAACGUGAUAUUUGUACUGUUGUUUUUUAUUAAAUUGUUGUUUAUGAACGUUCUGAUAUGAAUGUUGAUAUGUUUAAUAUUUACACAUUGAUUGUGAAAUGCUUAUAAUGUUGCUUUUGUUUAUGCACUGACUUCAAGUGUGUGAUCUGAGCUUUUGGUUUGUAAGAUCAAAUAAUUUUAAGACCUUUUUACACAAUGUUUUAUAAAAAAAAAUAAAAGUAUUUUUGUGUCCUAAAAGUGGUGUGUGUAAAUUGUAGCGG
Messenger RNA from Misgurnus anguillicaudatus (oriental weatherfish), 3042 nucleotides. Lineage: Eukaryota; Metazoa; Chordata; Actinopteri; Cypriniformes; Cobitidae. The record is from RefSeq and is a predicted model, not a curated record.